CAGGGAAGUUACAUCAUCGGCUGCCCCACCAAAGAUGGAAAGUCGCAGAGCUUAAGGUACAAGGCAACCGCCCGAACUUGAACUGAAUAUUGAUGAUCACUUUGAUAUACGGAUGGAACUUUCCAUUAACAACUUUAAGAGGAAACCAUACGAUUCGCAUCAUAUUCUAAUUUAAAUUUACUUUUACAUUCAUACUUCCACGACUCUUCCGUUUCUACCAUGACCACCUACAAGUCCACCCCGCUAUAUGGAGGGGCACUCAUUUGCGACCUUCCAGCCAAUUUCGCCGACGUGAGCAACAUAAGGCAGGUCCCCGACAACCAAGAAGUUUACAUCGAUAAAGAUGGCUUCACAAGCAUCAUCUUCGAUAUCGCCGAGCGAGUCGGUGGUCCAGGAAGCGGCGCCGAGAUCGACGGUCGCGCCUUGACUACACACCUCGAGGACCUCGUCGCCGAUGAUAUCGAUCGCGUUAAGGUCUGGAAUACGACGCCUACCCUCUUCUCGCGACUAGAUGAGGAUAUACCAGCUUAUACUCUGAUCGCGACCGUGUCACCCCGAAAAUCCGACUCCGCAUCUGCCUCGGACGCCGACGAGCGAUCGAGCACGAAGACGGACUUCACAGCCAUCAUUUUGACUCUAGUUCGCCUCGAACGUGAGAAGACCGACCUAUUAAUUACUAUCAAUGUUCCCCAUAUACGCGGCGAAUAUGACGAGGAAGACGUCGACCUUCAGCUCGGAAAGCAGGGUAAACUUAUCGGCGACGCCGUCGAUUAUGCUGCCAAGAUCUGGGAGACCUUCAAAGUGAAAGAUUGGGGCCUAUUCAACGAGGUCUAAGGAUAUUAAAGAAGAGAAAAUGGGAAGAUGAAGAUAAUGGCGGGAACAAUGCUCCUUAGAAUUGGGUUGGCGACACACUACGAAGGCAUCUGGAUUGGCAACGGGGCAAAUAGGAGGGCGGAGGUGGGAACGAAGGAUUAAAGUGAGGGAUCCAACAUGGGAAUACUUCGAGAAACUAUUUGCGCGUCUUUUGUCUUGCUUUGGAGAGUCCCAAUUGGGCUUUUGGUAUGAAUUAUGAAUCGACAUCUUGCACCACGGAGGGCUUCAAACUAGCGAGUUAGCUACAGCAAACCCAAAAGGGAUGGCCUAUUC
Messenger RNA from Hypoxylon trugodes, 1146 nucleotides. Its product is annotated as Mog1p/PsbP-like protein. Gene Ontology annotation, biological process: protein import into nucleus. Lineage: Eukaryota; Fungi; Ascomycota; Sordariomycetes; Xylariales; Hypoxylaceae. The record is from RefSeq and is a predicted model, not a curated record. Gene Ontology annotation, molecular function: guanyl-nucleotide exchange factor activity; small GTPase binding. The transcript is spliced from 3 exons. Gene Ontology annotation, cellular component: nucleus. The coding region runs from base 220 to 834 and encodes 204 amino acids.